Hippocampus zosterae (dwarf seahorse) is the source of this 1342-nucleotide messenger RNA. RefSeq names its product ras-related protein Rab-39B-like. Lineage: Eukaryota; Metazoa; Chordata; Actinopteri; Syngnathiformes; Syngnathidae. The transcript has 2 exons. Bases 173 to 826 code for a protein of 217 amino acids. The record is from RefSeq and is a predicted model, not a curated record. Gene Ontology annotation, cellular component: Golgi membrane. Gene Ontology annotation, molecular function: GTP binding; GTPase activity.
UCAACGCCGUUCUCGUGUGUGAACAAGCAAAUGUAAGCAACUUGGCCAAACCCUUCAUGGAAGUAAACGCGUCCGUGUCGGCUUGAAAAUGAAAUGUAAGCCACAAGUUGUCCUGAAAUAUGGUGGUUAAUUAAAUAGGCUUUGACUUCCCCACCUCGCCCGUCUUGCGAGUAUGGACCCCAGCCUGUGGCAGUACCAGUUCCGCAUCAUCAUGUUGGGCGACUCGACGGUGGGCAAGUCGUCGCUGCUCAAACGCUUCACGGAGGACCAGUUUCUCGAGGCCAUCGAUGAGACGGUGGGGGUGGACUUCUACGUUCACUUUAUGGAGGUGGAACCCGGCGUUCGGAUCAAGUUGCAGUUCUGGGACACUGCCGGACAGGAGCGCUUCAGGUCGGUGACGCGCUCCUACUACCGCAACUCGGUGGGAGGCCUUCUGGUCUUUGACCUGACCAACCGCGCGUCCUUCGAGCACAUCCGGGACUGGCACGCCGAGGUGUGCGAGCAUGUGCUGCCCCACCGGGUCCUGUUUGUCCUGGCGGGCCACAAGAGCGAUUGUGACGGCCAAGCCAAGCGGGCGGUGAGCCGCGACGAGGCAGAGAAGAUGGCCGCCGUCAUGGGCAUACCCUACGUGGAGGCCUCGGCCAAGACGGGCCACAACGUCAAGGAGACCUUCGAGCUGCUGGCCCGCCGGAUUUACAAGGGACUGGCGAGCGGGGAGGUGGAUCUGCACGAGGGCUGGGAUGGAGUCAAGUGCGCUGCGCCGCUCGCUCUGCAGGGACGCAGGAGCAGCCUGGCCCGAAAGAACAAAAAGAAAUGCUGUGACUAGAGUGGUUCAAGCCAAGGUCCCGCAAACUUUGUUUACACCAUCGACCGCUUACACUUCAAACAAUUUUUUUGAUGGACUGACGCAGAAACAUAUUAAAAUAAACAUGAAAGGUGCAACUCAGCGUUUCUCUGGACGAACUUGUUGUAAUUGGCGGGCAACAUGAACGUGAUUGCGGCCCGCAGAUCGGGAUUGGCCUCAAUGUGGUUAGAAGUUAGUAGUAGUUGAAACAGCCAUUUUCGUAUUUAGGUUUAUGGCAGGGGUGUCCAAACUUUUUGCCAAGGGGGCCAGAUUUUAUGUGGUAAAAUGUCGGGGGGCCGACCUUGGCUGACAUUCUUUACAUUGAACAACAAUAUUGUUCAACAAAUUUUAGUAAGCCAGUCUGUUUCACGUUUCCAUUUUUAUUUUAAGUUCAACAAUCUUAAGAAUUUCUUUUGGUUCAUUUGAAACAGGAAUUUGAAAUAUGACAUAUCAGUCAAUAUAAACACGGAGUGAUGUCUUGUUAACUCGUGAGUGAUG